This is a messenger RNA of Pterocles gutturalis (yellow-throated sandgrouse), 690 nucleotides long. It is a transcript of the gene ZCCHC17, whose product is annotated as zinc finger, CCHC domain containing 17. The annotation marks the transcript as partial. Gene Ontology annotation, molecular function: RNA binding; zinc ion binding. The record is from RefSeq and is a predicted model, not a curated record. Gene Ontology annotation, biological process: RNA stabilization. The transcript is spliced from 6 exons. NCBI's taxonomy places the organism in Eukaryota, Metazoa, Chordata, Aves, Pterocliformes, Pteroclidae.
UCUUCGCAGGUUGCUACAGUGACGGAAUAUGGGGCAUUUAUAAAAAUUCCAGGCUGCAGGCGGCAAGGCCUUGUCCAUAGGACUCACAUGUCCUCCUGCCGCGUGGAUAAACCCUCGGAGAUAGUAGAUGUUGGAGACAAAGUAUGGGUGAAGCUUAUUGGAAAAGAGAUGAAGGAUGACAAGCUGAAGCUUUCCCUCUCCAUGAAGGUUGUUAACCAAGGCACAGGGAAAGACCUGGAUCCAAACAAUGUUUCCCUUGACCAGGACGAGAGGAAGAAACGCACGUUCAGAGACUAUACCAGUCAGAAGAUCACGCUCGAAGCUGUCUUGAACACUGUGUGCAAGAAAUGUGGUUGCAAAGGUCAUUUUGCCAAGGAGUGUUUCGUGCAGCCUGGAGGCACUAAAUACAGCCUCAUUCCAGAAGAGGAGGAAGAGGAGGUGGCAGCAGCAGGAUGUGAAAGAGAUAAAAAGACCAGCCUGGCUGACGAUUCAUCAAAAAAAAGGAAAAAGGAGAAGAAGAAAAAAAAGAAGCACAAGAGUAAGGAGUCUUCCGAGUCGGACUCAGACAGCUCGGACUCGGACAGCAAUGGCGGUCAGCCAGCCAGCAAGAGGACCAAGCACUCAGGGAAGGCUAGCAAGGUGCAGAAAAAGAAGAAGAAAAAGAAGCACAAGAAGAAGCCCCGGGACUGA